AUGGGUUCACUUGCUACUAGUCAGUUACUCCUCGCUGGGAGAGCCGUAAAGAGCAUCGGGACGAUGGACGUGAGCUGCUGCCAGUGCGCGUUCGAGGACACGGCGUUCCUGGCGGGGACGUGCGGCGCGGGCUUCGCGCUCUUCAUGUCGAUGGUGGAGUACGUGCUGCGGACGCGCUGCGACUUGGCCGACCCUUGCGGACGCGCGGGCCGCGACGCGCCGCUGGUGCUGCCGCAGCUGGGAGACCCGCCCGCCGUCGACUUCAUCGUCGUCGGCGCCGGCGUCGCGGGCCCCGCGCUCGCCGCCCGCCUCUCGGAGAGGCAGAACUGGACCGUGCUGCUGCUGGAGGCGGGGCCCGAGGAGCCCACCGCCACGCAAAUACCGGCAUUCGCAGUCGCAGCGGAGAACACGGUGCUUGACUGGAACUACACGACCGACGUGCAGGAGCAGGCGUGCCUCAGUACAGGAGGCGUCUGCAGCUGGCCGCGAGGCAAGAUGGUCUCUGGAACUGGCAGCAUGCAAGGCAUGAUGUACACCAGGGCACACCGCAGCAUUUACGACGGGUGGGAAGCAGCUGGCAACGAAGGCUGGGGCUACGAUGACGUGCUGCCGUACUUUAUUAAAGCGGAGAACAACCUGGAGGCCGACCAACUGGAGGAAGGGUACCACGGCACAGAAGGACCACUCGUGGUGCAGCACUUCGCCAGCCACCCGCUGCUCUCUGAGACCAUCGUGGAGGCGGGAAUAGAGCUCGGCUACCGCACGGGAGACCUCUGUGGCAGCAACCAAACGGGUGUCGCCAUAGCACAGAUGAUGGUGAAAGACAGUCUCCGAGGUAGUACACCCAGGCUGUAUCUCAGGCCCGCUGCUGCCAGUAAUCCCAAACUUUACACUGGUAUAAACGCGCAUGUGACCAGAGUUCUUAUCGACCCUGAAACUUUGACAGCGACUGGCGUAGAAUUUCUGGAUAGUGAGAACAACCUGCAUACAGUAAUGGCCAAUAAGGAAGUCAUCCUAAGCGCAGGAGCCAUCGGAUCUCCACAGAUACUAAUGCUUUCUGGUGUUGGGCCACAGGCCGACCUCGAGGACUUGGGCAUCACAGUGCUGAAGAACUUGUCUGUCGGCCAGAAUCUGCACAAUCACGUAUCUGGUUUCGUGGCCUUUUUCAUAAAUGAUACAUCCUACCAGACACUGACCACAGAGGUGCUGCAAGACUUCAUCAGCAACCGCACUGGUCCGAUGACAGGUACAGGUCUGACACAGACGACAGGCUUCAUGCUUUCAAAGUACGCCACCGACGGCGUGCCCGACCUGCAGAUCUUCUUUGACGGCUUCAAUGCAGCUUGCUCCCGAUCGGGUCUGCCAGAAGAAUGCUCCAGCGGUGACGUGGGCGUCGACUGCGGUCGCCGUUACAUCGAUGCGCGACCUACUAACAUCAUGCCACGCAGUAAAGGUUAUAUGAAACUACGCAGCACCGACCCUCUCGACUACCCGAUUUUUCGACCCAACUACCUCUCUGAGCAGAUCGAUGUAGACAUACUGGUCGAGGGCAUCAAACUGGUGAUCAACAUGACACGGACGGAGGCGAUGCAACGCUGGGGCUUCGAGCUGGACACGACGGUGACGGCCGGCUGCGAGGACUACGAGUUCGCGUCAGACGAGUACUGGGCGUGCGUGGUGCGCUACAGCACCGGCGCCGAGAACCACCAGGGAGGCACCUGCAAGAUGGGGCCCGCCACCGACGACUCCGCCGUCGUAGACCCGCGCUUCCGGGUGCACGGCGUGGCUGGGUUGCGCGUCGUCGACGCUUCCGUCUUCCCGUACAUACCCAACUCCAACCCCAUCUCGUCCAUCGUCAUGUUGGCCGAGAGAGCGGCCGAUUUCAUCAAGGAAGACUGGCCCGAAGAAACGGAAGUCGUCGACAAUUCGUCGGCGCUUGGUGUCAUUAACAAUGGUCAAUUUAAAGGUAAGGGUCAUACACCGCCCGUCAUCAAUCCCAGAAAGUGA
Messenger RNA from Schistocerca serialis cubense, 2007 nucleotides. Its product is annotated as glucose dehydrogenase [FAD, quinone]-like. Lineage: Eukaryota; Metazoa; Arthropoda; Insecta; Orthoptera; Acrididae. Bases 1 to 2007 code for a protein of 668 amino acids. The transcript is spliced from 3 exons. Gene Ontology annotation, molecular function: flavin adenine dinucleotide binding; oxidoreductase activity, acting on CH-OH group of donors. The record is from RefSeq and is a predicted model, not a curated record.